Molecule: messenger RNA, 1396 nt
Organism: Chlorella variabilis
Lineage: Eukaryota; Viridiplantae; Chlorophyta; Trebouxiophyceae; Chlorellales; Chlorellaceae
Exons: 12
Coding region: 66-1238 (390 amino acids)
Cellular component (GO): cytosol
Molecular function (GO): aldose reductase (NADPH) activity
Source: RefSeq, a predicted model, not a curated record
AAUUCGCGCUCCCCUCCUGCAGGUUGUCCCCCAGUUUCGGUAGGCCAGGCAGCAGAGGCAGAAAGAUGGCCAGCGACGGCUGCCAGCCUGUGGAGUGGUCGGGGCGUGGGGGCUUCACUCACCUCCUCCACCACCCUGGCUUCGUCAAGACGGAGACCUAUGGAAGCGCAAGGCACGCCCAGGGCCCGCAGGAGCAGGAGGAGCAUCAGGCGGCCAGCAGCAGCGGCAGGGGCGGCGACCGCACAGGGGUGUGGAAGGGGCCGGCGCCUCGGGGCUAUGUCGCCGAGCCAAUGCAUGCGCAGGACGAGUCGCAGGCUGCCACCGACAAGCCCAUCAACGACACGCCGUAUGUGCUGCUGCCAGGGGGCACCCGCAUGCCGCUCAUCGGGCUGGGCACUUACAAGACCGAGAGCCCAGAGGCGAUCCGCAAAGCGCUGGAAGUGGGGUACCGCCACAUAGACUGCGCCACUGUGUACGGCAAUCAGGCGCUGGUGGGGGAGGGCCUCAAGGACUUCCUCGCGCAGGGCCGCCGCGGCGAGCUGUUCAUCACUGGGAAGGUGUGGAACGAUGCGCACAGGCCCGAGGCGGUCAGGCGGUCUGUGGAGCGCACCAUUGCGGAGCUGGGGUGCGCCCAUCUGGACCUGUGCCUGGUGCACUGGCCCGUGGCGUGGCUGCCAGGCACCGAGCAGACGGACCCAGAGGUCACGCUGCAGCAGACGUGGCAGGCCAUGGAGGCGCUUGUGGAUGAUGGUCUGGCCAGGCACAUCGGCGUCAGCAACUUCAGCCUGCGGCAGAUUGAGGAGGUGCUGGGCUACGCCCGCAUCAAGCCUGUGGUGAACCAGGUGGAGCUGCACCCGCUGCUGGCGCAGCGCAAGCUGGUGGGCGUGUGCCUGCGCAAGGGCGUGCACAGCGUGGCCUACUCGCCGCUGGGCCACCGCAAAGACAACGAGCUGAUGACCCACCCCGCUGUGCUGGAGGUGGCGGCGGAGGCGGGCAAGUCGCCGGCGCAGGUCCUCCUGAAGUGGAAUGUGCAGCGCGGCGUGGCUGUGAUCCCCAAGGCCGGCAGCGAGCCGCACCUGAGGGAGAACAUUGAGGGGCUGUUCAGCUGGAGUCUGACCUGGGACCAAAAGGCAAAGCUGGAUGCCAUCGACUGCGGGAAGCGCUUCGUGGACAAUGCCUGGCACACCUGGGAGGAUGCCGAGGAGGGCGGCGCCGCCAAGCCCAGCCGCGUGCUGUGAGGGGCGGCCUGUGCUGGCUCCGCCGGUGGCGGCGCUGUGCGGCCCUGCCUGGCACCCGCGGCGGCGUUUCUGCCUAGGCUGGCCUGCGUGGUGCGCAGGUGCAGCGCAGCGGCUUCAUGAUCGGGCGCCUCAGCACAGUGUGUAAAGCAUGCGCAUGA